Molecule: messenger RNA, 702 nt
Organism: Striga asiatica
Lineage: Eukaryota; Viridiplantae; Streptophyta; Magnoliopsida; Lamiales; Orobanchaceae
Source: the annotation of a GenBank genome assembly
AUGGAAGCAUUGAAAAACCCGGACGACAAAAUCCUCAGCUACAACGACGUCGUCUUGCGGCGGUCGGACCUCGAAAUCCUCUCGGGCCCACAUUUCCUCAACGACCGUGUAAUCGAGUUUUACUUCAGCCAACUGGCAACGCGCUUCCCGAGCAACGAAGAAGUUCUCCUCGUCCCACCUUCCAUUGCCUUCUGGAUAAAAGAAUGCCCGGAUAAUAACGAGCUCCUGCGAGAUUUUCUUCAACCCCUCAAUCUACACACGAGAAAGCUGGUCAUAUUCCCGGUUAACGACAAUGCUGACGUGGAGCUGGCGGGCGGCGGGUCCCACUGGAGCCUGCUGGCGUUCAUGAGGAGGAGGCGCUGCUCGGGUGGCAGAGACGUUUUUGUCCACCACGACAGCUUUGGGUCCCACAACAGAGAGCACGCGAGGAGGGUUUAUUUGGCCGUGCGCAGGUACGUGGUAAGGGAGGAGGUGGCCUAUGUGGAGCGGCCGAUCGAGCCGGGGCAGACGAACGGGUACGACUGUGGGGUCUAUGUGGCGGCUGUUGCGGAGGCUAUAUGCGAGUGGUACCACGCGGGAGAAGGGAAGGAGGACGAUGGGAUUUGGUUUCGGGAGUUGGAUGAGAAGGUGAAUCAGUCGAGAGUGUCUCGGAUGAGGGGCGAGAUAUUGGAGCUCAUGCGGGAAAUGAUGGCCGAGCGGUGA